Molecule: messenger RNA, 381 nt
Organism: Strongylus vulgaris
Lineage: Eukaryota; Metazoa; Nematoda; Chromadorea; Rhabditida; Strongylidae
Source: the annotation of a GenBank genome assembly
AUGCAGAAUACCUUCAUCUUUGUAAAUAAUGCAAACGAAGAACAGCUUUUUUAUAACAAGGCAAACAGAGCGCGUUUUUACCCAGCAUUUUUUAUCCUUCCACCACCAGUCGGCCUAGCCUGUAGUGGUGAAAAAGCGAAAAAAAAGUUCGUGACCGUAUUCACACAGCUUUCACAUCUACAACAGCAUAUACGUACACAUACUGGCGAGAAACCGUAUAAAUGCAAAUAUACCGGUUGUGAAAAAGCUUUUUCACAACUCAGCAAUCUACAGUCGCACUCCAGAUGCCAUCAGACGGACAAGCCGUUCAAGUGUAAUAGGUUUGUGCUUCUGCGCACCGUUCGAUCAUCUUUCUUCGAACAACCGUUAUCUUCGGCGUGA